AUGAAUGUCGCCUGGAAUGAAUUACUUCACCAAGCCGAGGGUAUGUUGACAUAUUGUGAUACCUUCGAGAUCAACACUCCAAGUGCGCGACACGAUCUCAAGACCCUUGCAAUCGACGUCCUUGCCGCGAUGGCUUUCAAGAAGUCAUAUGAUUUUCGUGGAUCUUCCAACAUCCAGGACGACAACAGCAGCUACCGUAAUACGCUCCAGACUGCCCUCGAUAACGCAAUUCUCAUUAUGCUCAUUCCCUACAGGUAUCUCAAGGGCCCACUCAUCCUAGACAAGCUAGUCAAGAUCGGCGAUGCUGCAAGGUCUGGUGGCAUGAUGAGUUCCUUCAUUCGCGCCCCUAACAUUCAUGCCCGAGAAACCGCAACGUCACCGGAAAUUAGGGCCAGUAAAAAUGGCAAGAAAGGGCUAUCAUUUGAUGAAAUCUUGAACAAUAUUCUCAUACUCAACUUUGCCGGUUAUGAUACAAUUACCAACGCUCUGGGAUUCGCUCUAUACCUCUUGGCUAUACAUCUGCUAUACAUCCCAAAGUGCAAGACUGGCUAG
This is a messenger RNA of Cryphonectria parasitica EP155, 552 nucleotides long. RefSeq lists its product as uncharacterized. Gene Ontology annotation, molecular function: heme binding; iron ion binding; monooxygenase activity. The coding region runs from base 1 to 552 and encodes 183 amino acids. The transcript has 2 exons. The record is from RefSeq and is a predicted model, not a curated record. Lineage: Eukaryota; Fungi; Ascomycota; Sordariomycetes; Diaporthales; Cryphonectriaceae.